GUAGAAGAAGUGAGUGGUGAAAAUGCCUGAUCCAGCAAAGUCUGCGCCGGCGCCCAAGAAAGGCUCAAAGAAAGCCGUAACCAAGACCCAGAAGAAGGAUGGGAAGAAGCGUAGAAAGAGCAGGAAGGAGAGUUAUGCCAUUUACGUUUACAAGGUGCUGAAGCAGGUGCACCCUGACACCGGCAUCUCCUCCAAGGCUAUGGGCAUCAUGAACUCCUUUGUCAAUGACAUCUUUGAGCGCAUUGCGGGGGAAGCUUCCCGCCUGGCUCACUACAAUAAGCGCUCCACCAUCACCUCCCGGGAGAUCCAGACCGCAGUACGUCUGCUGCUGCCGGGAGAGCUGGCCAAGCACGCCGUGUCCGAGGGCACCAAGGCCGUCACCAAGUACACCAGCGCCAAGUAGUUUCCCUUCCUUCUCCGAUCCAUCAACACAAAGGCUCUUUUAAAACCCACCCACCUCCUCUCUAAUCGGGCUGAAACUGUAAAUCGGGGUAAAAGAUAGGCAUUAUGUAGCAGAUGUCGCCGUUAGUGCUUAGAAAAAGCAAUCCAUAGAGCAGUGACCGACCGUGUAGUUUCUGCAGAACUAGAGAAUGAUUGUGUCUCAUUGAAAUGUUACAAAGUAUCAUUAGAUUGUAGCAAUUGUGUUACGAUCACCCUGCCUCGCUGAUGAUCAUAGAUGCUACAGGGUCGUGGGUCUCAAGAUGCCCUGUGUAGUGUGCUGCUAGUGUUACUGUAUCAUCGCACCUUAACACCAGGAUGCAAACUCCGGUAUCCGUGCAGUUAUAUUCUACUCAAUCCAUUCUUAGACACCCGUUUCCGAGAGCGGCAAGGCAUUGGGGUGAUUUUGUUUUGUCCCGCCGAAAUCUGGUCGACACUCAUUGGUCCAUUUUGAAUAUUCCUCUUCCUAUCUGAAGGCGGAUGUGUGCGGGACAUUUGCUGUUCCAAUGCAUGCGUUAUGUAUUUGGGAAAUAUAUCCGGUGCAUUGAAAAAAUAAAGUCAAAACAGUAAGGCAUGUAUUAUGUCUGUUGUGCUCAUCAGAGUUCGGCUUCAUAACUAUUAUGAUAGCAGUUAAAACAUCAAUGAAUCAAACGGUUAUAAGAUAAUAGAUGUGUGAUACUCUAUAGCUAGAAAUUAGCUUCUGCCCCUAAACUGAUCGCUAAAAAGUAACUUUUUAAAAACCUUAUAUUUUACUUAUCUAACCUUUAAUGCCUACAUUCCAGGUUCAUUACACCAACAGGACGUAUUGUAUUGAAGUGGACAGACUAUUAACUCCUAUUUUUUAGAUAUU
Messenger RNA from Pseudophryne corroboree (corroboree frog), 1288 nucleotides. RefSeq names its product histone H2B 1.1-like. The coding region runs from base 23 to 403 and encodes 126 amino acids. The transcript has a single exon. Gene Ontology annotation, cellular component: nucleosome. Lineage: Eukaryota; Metazoa; Chordata; Amphibia; Anura; Myobatrachidae. The record is from RefSeq and is a predicted model, not a curated record. Gene Ontology annotation, molecular function: DNA binding; protein heterodimerization activity; structural constituent of chromatin.